This is a messenger RNA of Trematomus bernacchii (emerald rockcod), 1647 nucleotides long. Its product is annotated as integrin beta-1-like. The record is from RefSeq and is a predicted model, not a curated record. The transcript has 7 exons. NCBI's taxonomy places the organism in Eukaryota, Metazoa, Chordata, Actinopteri, Perciformes, Nototheniidae. Gene Ontology annotation, cellular component: cell surface; integrin complex; focal adhesion. Gene Ontology annotation, biological process: cell-matrix adhesion; integrin-mediated signaling pathway; cell adhesion mediated by integrin. Gene Ontology annotation, molecular function: integrin binding. The coding region runs from base 74 to 1447 and encodes 457 amino acids.
GGACUGAACACUGUCAGUGUGUCACAGUGUGAGGAGACGCAGCUACCGCACAGAAAGCUUCCAGUACUCCAGGAUGUCGGUGAAGCUGCUCGGUCUCUGCCUGCUGCUGGAUCUGUUGUGUCUGAGCUGGGCAGACGAUCAAACGUGUCUCACAUCUGCCUCCAGCUGUGAUGAGUGUAUCCAGUCUGGCCCGGAGUGUGCCUGGUGCACCGCCCCUAACUCUAACAUCCGCUGUCAGACCUUGAAGGAGCUGCGGAGAGCCGGCUGUCAAAAAAGACACAUGUAUAACCCUCAGGGCAGGCUGCAGGUUGUCAAGAACGACAGCAGCACCGAACCAUCACUUGCCACAGCCAUGUUCAUCCAGCCCCAGGAGCUCUCCCUCCGUUUGAGGCCAGGUGUGAGCCACUCCUUCCCUCUCACUAUCACCAUGCCUACAGACCAGCCUAUCACAGAGCUGACCAUGGACACCAGCCCUUUGCCAGCAGGACUAAACCUCACGUUUAGUAGCAUCCUGAAGGGGAACCCUCUGGUCGUACAGGUGAAUGUUGAGGCUGCUCGGUGUCCCAGUGAGAGGGACGACUCAACCCAGAGGCAGAACAGGACUGGGCCCUGGUCUGUCCUCAUCACACCCAGAGGCUUUUCACUGAGUGUGAAGACGGAGAUAACUCUGGAGUGUCAGUGUGACUGCACAAAAAACCGUGAGAAAAAUAGCCCUGGCUGCAGUAACCGUGGUGAUCUGGUGUGUGGUCAGUGUGAGUGCCAGCAGCCUUAUGCUGGACAACAGUGCCAGAGGGACAGCGACUCAUUUAUUUCCCCAAAUGAAGACUUCUGUCGCUCUGGACCGAAUGCCCCUGUCUGCAGCGGUAGGGGAAAAUGCGUGGAGGGAUUCUGUGAGUGUGAGAGACGAGUCAACCCAAAAGAGAGAUACAGCGGGCGAUACUGCGAGUGCAGCAACUUUGACUGUCCAUACCAAAACAGCAGUAUAUGUGGAGGCCGUGGGAAGUGUGAGUGUGGACAAUGCAUUUGUGAUGAUGACUGGGCUGGUGAGGACUGCGGCUGCUCCAUGGAAACUGCUUCCUGUAUGGCCACAAAUCAGAAUCUGUGUAGCAAUAAAGGGAUGUGUCAGUGUGGGAAAUGUAUUUGUGAGCCACCAUACGCAGGCCCGACCUGUGAGGACUGCCCUGUGUGUCAUGGCAGAUGUAGGCAGCAUGUGGACUGUGUGGAGUGUCGGGCGUUCGGGACGGGGGCGAGGAAGGACAGGUGUGAUCAAGAGUGUGGCUACCUCACUGUGACACUUGUGGAGACACAAGAUGAUAUUCCUCAACCAGGAGAAUCUAUUGCUUUCUGUAAGAUGAGGAGCAGUGAUGAUUGCGUCUUCUACUACACCUUCUCCAGGACGCCCUCUGGAGGAGAGGCCACGGUGGUGCGGGCUAAGGAAUGUCCUUGAGGACUGUAAGAGGACAUCAGGAGUGUGUGAUCCAAGAGUCCAGUUCUUCCUUACGUUGAUGGAAUGCCUUGUCCAACUGCAACUCCAUGCAUUGGUUCACUAAACACUUUGCUUUAAUGUUUUGUUGUUCUAAAUCCCUACAUUUGUCUUAAUUAUGGUAAGAAAAAAAGUAAAUUAAAUCAUUUAAACCUUAAAAAUAA